Lachancea sp. 'fantastica' is the source of this 1071-nucleotide messenger RNA. Lineage: Eukaryota; Fungi; Ascomycota; Saccharomycetes; Saccharomycetales; Saccharomycetaceae. The record is from the annotation of a GenBank genome assembly.
AUGAAAGGCUGCCUGGUAAGAAGCUCGACACUAUCUGCGCGAAGCUAUAGCUCCCGAGUCUCUCCUCAACAAGUGGCUCAGGUUGUCUUGGGAGCUCGCAAGCACGACGUACAUCAAGAACAGCUCUCGAACGUCAAAAACCAUAUAAGUGAAAGAAAAAAGCCAGGAAGCCCAAUUUUUGACAGGAGAGCUGGGGACAGGGCCAAAUUACUGUACGAGCGGUAUAAUCCUGGUUAUUCCAGUGUCGCAGCUUCACGUUUGGGUAACGCCAACUACUUCUUUAAUGCAGCAGAGGUCACAUACGAAUGGAGUGCAUCUUCAUUCUGGGAUAUACCAGGGGAGAAGCUGAAAGCACGGGUAGAGCAGCAGGUUUUGAAUCAAGAACCUGCAACAGAUCAUGGUGAGAAUUCUCGACCCAAAAACGUCUCCACGGCGAGAAAAUAUCCGGGGAAAACAGACGGAAUACCGUUUGAGCUACUGAAUGGGCUUCCUGAGGUAGCCUUUUUGGGACGUUGCAAUGCCGGGAAAUCAACCCUUUUGAACAACAUGACGACGGAAUUCUCGAAGAUAAAACUCGAUGAAUAUGCCAAAACGUCGAAAAAGGCUGGCUUUACGAAAACUAUCAACUGUUUUAACGUUGGAAGACGAUUCCGUCUGAUCGAUACACCUGGAUACGGUGUAAAAGGUACAUUCGAGCAAGGAGAACUAAUAAUGCGAUAUUUGAGAGAAAGAAAGGAAUUGAAGAGGGUUUACUUGCUGAUUUCUGCAGAACAAGGCUUUACGGAAACCGAUUCCCAAAUAGUAGAGUUUUUGACCAAGUUCGGGAUCCCAUACGAAAUCGUAUUCACAAAGCUGGACAAAGUCAGUAAUUUGUCCCGACUUCAUCAAGUGAUCGAAGACAGUGGUGUUUUGGAAUUGCCUACAAUGCCGCGAAUGCUAUUUCUCAACUCGAUCACCAAUUCACAAUGUCCUAAAAGACUGGGAAUAAGCAGUUUACGAGAUUCUAUACUGGAAAGUUGUGGUUUGGAGCAAGCCGUUAAACCUUUAAAAUUCAAGAGUAAGAGACAAUGA